AUGUUUGUUUUGUUUCAGGUAUGUAUGGGCCCCUUUACCUGCUUGACAGAAAAGGAUAGUGCUAUGGACGACGACGUUCAGGUUGCUGCCAUAGCUAGUUUUAGUAGUAGCUUUGACAACGAAAAAGAAGUAAAACCGUGGAUCGCCCGCCGUGAGUUGAAGAGGAUCUACAAUAACUUGGUCCAAGAACUGGCAGUGGAAGAUCAGAGAAGUUAUGUAAACUUUUUGAGAAUGGAUGAGGAUGAAACCCCAUCAGCACUGAGGAGCGGCUCAUGGUGA
Acanthoscelides obtectus is the source of this 279-nucleotide messenger RNA. Lineage: Eukaryota; Metazoa; Arthropoda; Insecta; Coleoptera; Chrysomelidae. The record is from the annotation of a GenBank genome assembly.